Messenger RNA from Ziziphus jujuba (common jujube), 2588 nucleotides. RefSeq names its product protein ACTIVITY OF BC1 COMPLEX KINASE 3, chloroplastic. The transcript has 5 exons. The record is from RefSeq and is a predicted model, not a curated record. Gene Ontology annotation, molecular function: protein kinase activity; ATP binding. NCBI's taxonomy places the organism in Eukaryota, Viridiplantae, Streptophyta, Magnoliopsida, Rosales, Rhamnaceae. Bases 351 to 2381 code for a protein of 676 amino acids. Gene Ontology annotation, biological process: protein phosphorylation.
UCAUUUAUUUAUUUUUGGAAAUUUUUUUCUUUUUGGCCUCACAAACCAUGGCGUACAUGUCUGAAAUACAUUGGCACUGUUGAAACGUGAUUGGCUUUAGGAUAUUUGCAAUUUGCUAUGUCCUUGGAGAAAAAAUUAAAAUUAAAAUCAAUAAAAUUAUUAUGGUAGCUAUGUGUCCAACGGGAUUGUUUAGUUGUAACGUAUGGAAGUGGCGGUGCUAACCCUAAAUAAAGUUAAUAAACAAACAAAUAAAAUAAAAUAAAAUAAAAGAAACGCAAACGGCAUAUUGUGGCUAGCAUUUGCGGACGCAGGGAUUUUGCGGAAUUGCAUGUUGAAGACGACCGGUAGCCAUGGUCGUAGCAGCAGCUGCUAAUCAGCCGUUUACUUUAUCUUUAUGGCCGCCGAAAUCUUGGAGGCAGGAUUUUCCUGAUCCUCCCCAUCCCAAUCCCCUUGGGAAAAGAAGAUUCCGUCGACAACGACUAGGACUACGGGCGGCUCUGGUGGAGGCGGCUAGACCAAAAGAAGCCGCCGAUGGGUCGUCGAUGCAGCAGCACCAGGUGCAAAUCUAUCGACGAGGAGGAGGGGAUCGCACGGAGGAUCUACAGGCGGAGGCAAGGGCCAUGUUACGUGCUGCCAAUGCGUCCCUUUACAGCCCGGAACUUCUUGCCGCGAGAUACGGGUCCCGCCCGAUUAAGGUUGUUGGGAGGGCGCUGCAAAUUUUGAUAGCGCUGAGUUGGUUUGGGGUGAAGGUGUUGGUGGACCAGAGGAAGGGCGUAUUGGAUCGAAAUAAGAGGAAGCGGGCCGCUGAGCUGCGAAGCGUCUUCACCCGAUUGGGCCCCACCUUUGUGAAACUAGGACAGGGCCUGUCGACGAGGCCCGACCUCUGCCCGGCGGAGUAUCUGGAGGAGCUGUCCCAACUCCAGGAUGCUCUGCCGACGUUCCCGGACGCAGAUGCGUUUUCAUGUAUUGAGAGGGAGUUGGGACUAUCACUGGACUCCAUAUUCUCUUCGAUAUCUCCGUCCCCAAUUGCAGCCGCCAGUCUGGGUCAAGUCUACAAAGCUCGACUGCGAUCAGGUGACGUUGUUGUUGCUGUGAAGGUGCAACGCCCCGGUAUUGAAGAAGCCAUUGGACUGGACUUCUACCUCAUUAGAGGCCUUGGAUUUCUCAUCAAUAAAUAUGUCGAUAUAGUAACCAGUGAUGUUGUUGCCCUUAUCGAUGAGUUUGCCCGCAGAGUCUAUCAGGAGCUCAACUAUGUCCAGGAGGGUAAGAAUGCAAGGAGGUUUAAAAAACUGUACGCCGACAGGGAAGAUGUUCUUGUCCCUGACAUUUUCUGGGAUUAUACCAGCAGCAAAGUGCUGACCAUGGAGUGGGUUGAUGGCGUAAAAUUAAACGAGCAAGCUGCCAUCGAGAAACAAGGUCUCAAAGUAUUGGAUCUAGUUAAUACCGGCAUACAAUGCAGCCUCCGACAGCUGCUGGAGUAUGGAUAUUUUCAUGCGGAUCCUCAUCCCGGUAAUCUCUUGGCUACCCCUGAGGGAAAACUCGCUUUCCUUGAUUUUGGAAUGAUGAGUGAGACACCUGAGGAAGCAAGGUUUGCUAUCAUUGGUCAUGUUGUGCACAUGGUCAAUCGAGAUUAUGAAGCUAUGGCCCGUGAUUACUAUGCUCUAGAUUUUUUAUCGACUGAUGUCGAUGUCACUCCUAUUGUGCCGGCACUCCGCAACUUUUUUGACGAUGCACUCAAUUCAACUGUGAGCGAACUAAAUUUCAAGACUUUGGUAGAUGGUCUGGGUGCUGUUCUGUACCAGUAUCCGUUCAACGUUCCAGCGUACUACGCAUUGAUUUUGAGGUCGCUUACUGUACUAGAAGGUUUAGCUCUUUAUGCUGAUCCCAAUUUCAAGGUGCUGGCUGCUUCAUACCCUUAUUUUGCUAAAAGGCUUUUAACGGACCCAAAUCCAUAUCUGAGAGAUGCUCUUAUCGAGUUGCUUUUCAAGGACGGGAAGUUUAGGUGGAAUAGACUUGAAAGCCUACUGGUUCAAGGAAGAAAAGAUAGAGAUUUCUCUGCAAAAGAUGCUUUACAGCCAGUUUUGAAGUUGUUAUUGGCCCCAGACGGUGAAGAACUCCGGAUUUUAGUUAUUAAAGAGGCAGUCCGCAUCACAGAAGCGUUUGUGCUAGGCACAGUUAUCGAUACGUACAACUCGAUUCCUGAUCUUUUGAGAGCUCUAAUGUUUAAUGGCAAUGCAAGUGGAGUUAUUUCCAUGAGCAAGACUGAACAGCAAAACAUGAUAGAGCUCAGAGAUCAAGUGUACAGGAUAUGGGGACUUCUGCGAUCAUCUGAAAAUUUUGAUCCGUCCCUUUUUCAGCCAAUUUUACAAGCUAAUUUGUGAAUCAUACAUGAGUAGGUCCUUCAGCAACCUGAGGGACGUAUUCUUGGAGGACGUGUCAUUGGUGGGAUUACUCAACGUCUUGCUGCAAGGUUGCUGCAGCAAGUACUUCGAGCUCCAGCAACAGUUUCCGCUUCAUCUUGACAUUUGUAUAUAUGUAUAUAUAGAUAUAUAUUACUUUGAGUUGAACUAAUACAUUUAUGUUGCUCA